CUGUCGUUUUAUACGCUGGUAGCACUGCCGCUUCGCGAAAACACGACCGCUUCCGUAGCCGUGAGAGAAGCAGUGCGAUCGGGUACUGUGCGAAGUGGUUGCUUCUUGAAAACUGUAUCUGUUGUUGAAGAUCGGUCAUUACUAGCACCCUAUUUUUGGAGUCGGCUAGCAAUGGCGGGGCCUGUUGGUCCCAUGUGGUUUGAUCCGGCCCCUCCUGGUUACCCUUGGUCCAUGCUCAUGGUCCCUGUCAACAUCACCACCAAAGGAGCAGAGCUGCUGGUGGAUCAGAUCAAAGAGGCCGGGAACAACAGCAUGAAGACAGGGAAUCACUACGACGCUCUCUGGAAGUACAACCACGCCCUCGUCUUGUGUCGCGACCACAAGCUGUCGGGCCGGAGGGUCUCAGUCAUCAGCUCCAACUGUUCCCAGGCCUGUCUCCACCUCACGUACUAUCUCGACGCCUUUUCACACGCGUCUGAUGCCAUCAAUAAUGAUCCAAGCUCACCCAUUCUUUACAAGGUCUGGUCAAGGUGUCUUACGCACUUGUGUCCACUUAGUGAUAGAGUGGAACCUCACUAAUCCAAUCCUCUGAAAUCCAGCCACCUCAGCUGAAGCAGUCAAUGGCUUUGGAACGGAUUGAUCAACCUGUGCAUGUUUCCCAAACAACCUUACCCUGAGAUCAAGCCACCUCACUAACUUUUUCAGGUCCCAAGUGUGGCUGGAAUAGUGAGGUUCCACUGUUU
This is a messenger RNA of Geodia barretti, 743 nucleotides long. Lineage: Eukaryota; Metazoa; Porifera; Demospongiae; Tetractinellida; Geodiidae. The record is from the annotation of a GenBank genome assembly.